Suncus etruscus (white-toothed pygmy shrew) is the source of this 923-nucleotide messenger RNA. It is a transcript of the gene PIN1, whose product is annotated as peptidylprolyl cis/trans isomerase, NIMA-interacting 1. The transcript has 4 exons. Lineage: Eukaryota; Metazoa; Chordata; Mammalia; Eulipotyphla; Soricidae. The record is from RefSeq and is a predicted model, not a curated record. Gene Ontology annotation, molecular function: peptidyl-prolyl cis-trans isomerase activity; protein binding. The coding region runs from base 57 to 545 and encodes 162 amino acids. Gene Ontology annotation, cellular component: cytosol; nucleus.
GGCUCCCGGCGGCGCGGCGCGGCGGAGGCGGAGCGGGCGCUGCGGCAGGAGCGAAGAUGGCGGACGAGGAGAAGCUGCCUCCCGGCUGGGAGAAGCGCAUGAGCCGCAGCUCAGGCCGCGUGUACUACUUCAACCACAUCACCAAUGCCAGCCAGUGGGAGCGGCCCAGUGGGAGCAGCAGCGGUGCCAGAAAUGGCCAGGGGGAGCCAUCACGAGUGCGCUGCUCCCACCUUCUGGUCAAGCACAGCCAGUCUCGGCGCCCCUCAUCCUGGCGGCAGGAGAAGAUCACCCGGAGCAAGGAGGAGGCUUUGGAGCUGAUCAACGGCUAUAUUCAGAAGAUCAAGUCAGGAGAGGAGGACUUUGAAUCUCUGGCCUCCCAGUUCAGCGACUGCAGCUCAGCCAAGGCCAGAGGAGACCUGGGGGCCUUCAGCAGAGGUCAGAUGCAGAAACCCUUCGAGGAUGUGUCGUUCGCCCUGCGGACAGGAGAGAUGAGCGGGCCGGUGUUCACAGAUUCGGGGAUCCACAUCAUCCUGCGCACCGAGUGAGGCCGCUUGUGCCCCGCUCCUGCCCGCCAGUAUUUAUUAUUCACCUCGGGGUGUGUGUGUUCCGGGGCCCCUCCUCUGUGUUCUGCCUGUCCUAGGGGCGGGGCCCCCCAGCACCCCUUCCUCAUUUUAGGGACUGAUUUCAGCAGGGGUGUGGGGCUCCAGGCCCUCAGGACAUGUUCCAGGCCCAAAGUAAGGGCUGGCCCCCCCAGGGGUCCCCCAGGUUCAGGUGGGGGGCAGGAGGGCCCCUGGGGGCUUCCGGUGACACCUUGCUCUUCUCCCCAGUUGCAAAAAAAAUGCAAAUGCUCAGUGUGGGGCUCAGCUGCCCUAUGGUGCCCUGUGCACCCCUCCAUUAAACCUGGAGCCAGUUUCUGUUCUAUG